Messenger RNA from Camellia sinensis, 333 nucleotides. NCBI's taxonomy places the organism in Eukaryota, Viridiplantae, Streptophyta, Magnoliopsida, Ericales, Theaceae. The record is from RefSeq and is a predicted model, not a curated record.
AUGGACUCCUCAUUUCUGGGGGAUCCUUACCCAAUCUCACCUCAUUGCAGACCAGCGUCACACACCAUUGCUAGCGCCACCACCACUGCUAGUGCCACUGCCGCAUCCUCACAGAUGGCGAGUACUUCACCAUCUCCAAAUUCUUCACCCACUGCUGCCUCACCACCAGCGUCCACCCCUCCGCCACCUCAGUCUUCCUCUCCUCCACCAGCCCCUCCUACAACAACUCCAUCUUCUUAUUCCAAUCUCAUUCCAAUCGCUUCUAGUAAAGUGGUGUUGACUGUUAUUUUUGCAUAUUGCAGUUUGUCCCUCCUAUUAUCUGGUAUCGAUUAG